This is a messenger RNA of Elaeis guineensis (African oil palm), 1743 nucleotides long. The record is from RefSeq and is a predicted model, not a curated record. NCBI's taxonomy places the organism in Eukaryota, Viridiplantae, Streptophyta, Magnoliopsida, Arecales, Arecaceae.
UAAGAAAAGACUAAAGAAGAGGAGGAGGAGAAGAGUUCAACUGCAAGAAAGAGAAGAAGAAGAUAAAAGAGGACAUCCAAAAUUUGGCAGUCUUCUCUGUGAGUAAAUGGAGCUCUUCCCAGCACAGCCAGAUCUAUCACUCCACAUCAGCCCACCAAGUAGCAAUCCCACACCAAGUUGGAGGAGGGCAGAUGAGAACAUGGACUUAGGGUUUUGGCAAAGAACCACAGACUCUACCACCACCAACCACCACAGCAUCACCACCCUAUCCAUGGCAAAAGCUGAGAAAACUGCCUUCGAGCUCUCCUUAGCCCAUCCAAGUGCCACAGACUCCAACACCAUGAGCAACAAUCUCCUCCAACAUCCCCACCACCACCCAUUAGUCCAUGAAGGCUACCACCAAGUCCUUGGCUUGACGAGGCCUAUAAGGGGAAUUCCGGUGUACCAACACCAACCUAAUUCCUUCCCUUUGGUCCCACAGCUUCAGCAGCAGCACUUGUGUGACUCCUCCACUCCUACUGGUUUCGCUCCCUUCGCGCCGCAAGGUGCAUCGAGAUCAAGAUACCUGCCGUCAAGGUUCCCUUUAAAGCGGAGCAUGAGAGCACCGAGGAUGCGGUGGACGACCACACUCCACGCCCGCUUCGUCCAUGCCGUGGAGCUGCUGGGAGGACAUGAGAGGGCCACACCCAAGUCAGUUCUUGAGCUCAUGGAUGUCAAAGAUCUCACCUUGGCUCAUGUGAAAUCUCACCUGCAGAUGUAUCGGACCAUGAAGAACACUGAUAAAGCAGCAGUUUCUUCAGGCCAAUCUGAUGGGUUUGAGAAUGGGUCAACUGGAGAAAUUUCCGUUGACAAUUUGCUUGAUAUCCCCAACACACGCAGAGAAGAACCAUCAGCACAUGGAAGGCCUGCUACACACCAUGAAACCAAUUACGGUGGUCUAUGGGGCAAUUCUUCCAGCAGGGGAGACUGGUCUAGUGGUAUGCCAAGUGACUCAACCGCAAGGAGCAUGCAUUCCUUCAAGGAGGACAUGCAAUCAAAAAGCAUGGAAAUGUUAUCAGAUAUGAACUCACCGUGUAUCUCGGAGACAACUAGCCUAAGAGAGCCCAGUCUCGAGUUUACCUUGGGAAGACCACAAUGAUUUAAAGUGCUCUCUCAAAACAAGGAUCUAUCAGUUGCCACGAGCAUCCUGUGCCAACUUAAAGAUCACAAAAGAAGGGAAAGAGAGAAAGACAAGGGGAUUAUUGAGGCAAAAGGCAAGCCAAAGGAAAGUGAGCAUAUGUGUUCAUGUGUGUGAGAGCAUAUCUUUUCAUGCCAUAGGUGAGAAAGCCUAAGCCUGUGCUCUACAAAGAUAUGGAGUUCAAUUGAUUCAAAGUUCUAUAGAUAGAGAAGGUGGUCUUCUCUUUUUACUGUCAUAAAGCACAAAAGAGCAGGACUUCUUUUUUUUUUUUUCAUUCUCACGCAGUGCACGUGCUUUGCUUUGGAGUUUUCCAACAAAGAGAAUAUAAUGAAGAGACUAAGCACCAAUAUAGAUCGCAAGGAUAGUUAUGUCUUAUAAUAUGACCAAAGUCAAACUCAGUUCCGCAUUGCAAUUUCACUUGUGAUGAUUCUUACUAGCUUCAUACCUUAGAAUGAGUGAUAUAAAGUGACUAUGAUCAUGGUUUCUUUAGUUAAUGUGGCAAUAUUCAUGCACACAUGGCUACAAAAUAAUUUGUCAUAAUAAUUAAGGCAUGCUGUUUUGAGAUU